AUGUUACUGUAUAUGAUUCAUAUGAUGUUUCAAUUUGAGUGUGAGUUCGGACAUGUUCGGACUCCACAUUUUGCAGACCACUUGCGCCCGCGUGGCCCCCGCCACCAAAACUUUGUUCCCCCAAGGCCCAUGUGCUAUCAACAUUUCUGCGAAAAGAUCGUGGAAGCGACCGGGGGGCCGAUCGACUUUCCUGCUGCCUGGGUCGCAGGCGACGUGGCCGACACCAAGCUUGCCGCCCUGCAGGAUAUGGAAGAGAGGUAUCGGAUAGAGGAGCCCGAGCUUGAACGGUCACCUGAAAGGUGA
Messenger RNA from Durusdinium trenchii, 303 nucleotides. Lineage: Eukaryota; Dinophyceae; Suessiales; Symbiodiniaceae. The record is from the annotation of a GenBank genome assembly.